Actinia tenebrosa (Australian red waratah sea anemone) is the source of this 3479-nucleotide messenger RNA. RefSeq lists its product as uncharacterized. Gene Ontology annotation, cellular component: cytoplasm; nucleus. The record is from RefSeq and is a predicted model, not a curated record. Gene Ontology annotation, molecular function: protein binding. Lineage: Eukaryota; Metazoa; Cnidaria; Anthozoa; Actiniaria; Actiniidae.
CGCAUAUUCGUUCAACGCAUGUAUUGUGCUCACAUGCAUUGGUGUAGCAUUACUUGGUUUUUCGACUUUCUGCCUAAAUAUACGAUCAUUGUAUAUAGUUUGUAAUAUAGACUGUUAAGAUAGUUACGAUGAAAGGAGGGACGACACAAACACAACAAACUUCACAGACAGACACAUCCAACAUCAAAAAGCCUACUGCAGAACAGAUACGGUAUGCACAACUACUGAAUAAUGAAGAUUUGAAAGUAGUACAAGACCAGAUCAAACAGGUAGCAGAUUUUACAGGGAGAUCCUCUGAUGAGGUUUCAGUAGCUUUGCAUGACUGCAACUAUGACACAGAACAAGCCAUCAACACAUUACUUGAAGGCAGUGCAGACAAGAAUGAAUGGAUAACUUCAAGUAGUCGCAAAAAGAAACAUCAGGUUACUGGACAAGGUGUUGAUAACAUCAUCAGUUCUGGACAGCCAACAAGAGAGGGACAGAGACAAUCCAGAGGGGGAAGGGGAGGGAGAAACAGAACAUCUGAGAAAAACUGGGAGUUGGACCAAAAGGAUAAUGAUGAAAAUAAACCCCCAGAAAGUGGACGAGGAAGAGGGAUUCGUGAUGACAGAUCUGCAGAUCGAAAACCAUCUGGAGGAAGAGGAGGACUAUCAAGACGAGGAAGAGGAGGAAGCAGAGGACGUUCAUCAUCAAGAGGAAGGGGAGGAAAAAUAGGGAGGAAUGGUAUUUCAUCUACUCAGCCAAUGAAUAAUGGACCUACAGAAAAUGGCACAGAAAUGUGGGACAUUCCUGAUCCAAAUGAUGAUAAAAACAAAACUGAAUCCUGGGAAGAUUCUGCAAAACCUUCAGACAACUGGGGUACAGAGGAUUAUAUACACCUCCCUUCUGCUACCGUCAAAGAGCCAGUUGCUCCUGUUAGUAUGUCUUCACUGUUCAGCUCAUCAGUGCAGCAGUCCAAUAAUUGGAGCAAUAAUGAUGCUAAAGAGGUGUCAUCUUGGGGUAACAGUGAUUCAGACUCUGCUACUGUUACAGGCAAUAAUGGUCCAUUAGUGAGAACCACAAGAGAACAGUCUACAGAGAACACACCCUUUGCACCUGAAAGUGUGGAUAUGGCAAUAAUCCAUUCCAAAAUUGCUCAGAGUCCAUCAAGAACAAGUGAACAGUCCCAGAGUAAUACCGAUAUGCCUAUGAUUCGUAUUCCAUUACCUGCUGUCAACCACAAUCAUCUCGGACCAAUUAGUAAGCUGUUGGAUAAUGUAUCUGCUGCUAGCCUGCCCCAACAACCUAUGUCAUCUGUAUCACAUGUGACUUCAGCCCAGCCACAAAGACAGUCUAAACAGAACAGAACAAGGAAGUCACAAAAGUCUCAGAUUCCUCAGAAGCCAGUGGAAAUGCCAGAUUCUAUGAUGGAUGAGCUUGAUGUCCAGUUUGGCAAUCUUGAAUUUGGUGGAGAUUUUGGUGGAAGCCCAGGAAAAGGACAGUCCAAGGAAAGUGCAGUCACUUUUAGCAGUGAGGAGCAUCUUGUCUCAAAGCAAAAUGAUUUGCAAGUGAGCAGACCCAUUGAAGCGGAAAGCAUUUCAAACCUGCCAUCCACAUUGUCAAGAAGUGUUCCAAUCACAAUUGCCUCAACUACAUCUGCCACUUCAAGUCUAACCAGCUUGGAAGACAGUUCCCCCAGACAUUACCAGCAUGCAUCACCACGGGAACGUAAAUCACAAAUGAAAGCUGAGCAAAUUGCAUUUCUUAAACAGCCAAGGGAUUUAUCAGAAGAUACUCUUCCAGCACAAGUACCCGACAGGUCUAGAACACCUCCAGCUGUUUCAGCCAGUAAUGAUAAUUCUUCUCUUGGUGCAGUAACACGCAGCCUACCCAUCUCAUCAGCUACUUUACAGUCUCAACUUGUUUCAAGUCUUCCUAAGGAAUCUGCUUUGGAUUCAAGAGUGUACCAAGUCAAUCAACAUGUUUCUAGCCAGCCCUUGUCAAGUAAGGAUAAGUUAUCAUCAAGUAAUCUUGCUCAUCAUAGCACCCUAGGAGGGUCAACAAUGGUAACAUCAUCUCAGAGAAGUGAGAGCAGUAGUUCACACACCAUACAACCACCCCCUGGAGUUGGAGUACCGCACAGUACCACACAACAAGCUACAUCUUCUUUGGGUCUGUCUACUGCUACAGUAUCUAGCUCUAAUAGACCUGCACAGCAUUCUGGUAAGCCAUCUUUACCCCCUGGUGUUCUUCCAAUGAGUACACUGUAUGGGAUUCAACAGCCAGGCAUGAUGCCUGCUUAUUCUAUGCCUUUYAACUAUGAGGAAUUACAGCGACAAAUGCAGAUGGCUGCUUACUAUGACAUGAUGCAGGCACAAGCUCCUUUACAAGGUAGAGAUAACCUUCAAGGGACAUAUCAAGCUGAUCAGCAGAAAUUUGGUCGCAGUGAUGCAUCUUCCCCUGUGCAGACAACAAUGAAUCAAGCUAAUCAAGGACAGCAUCACCUACAGCAACAGCAACAAGCAUAUCUGAAUACUGGUACUAUGCCACCUUAUGGAUAUGGUGGUCUUGCUUUUUAUCCUGGUGGGGUUAUGCCUGGUGGAUUCCCAACAUACUCUGGUCCUCAAAUGUACCAGCAAAUGGCUCCCAAAACUCAUGGUAAUGUAUCACAGUACCAGCCUGCAUAUGGUAGUCAACAUGGCAAUCAUCAUUACUCUUCAGGUUAUGAUGAUCUAAAUGUUGGACAUGACUUUGGUAAAUCUCCCUAUCAUUCUGUCUCUCAGACUCAAAGUAAAUCAACCUCAGUUGUUAGUACUUCAACAGACCUUGGAGGAGGAUCAUCAUACAAGACACAAAUUGGGAAGUAYGGCGAAAGCAAAGGGUUUUUAGGAGGUACUCCACCACCAGCUCUAAACCUAUCAGUACAAGGACAGCACAGUCAUCUUGGUAACUUCCCAGGACACACCACCCCAUUUAUGUCUAUGUUACCCACCCAACAACAACACCCACAUUCAUUAUUUCAUCACCACCCAGUACCUCACCAGGAUGUUGGACAGACUGGCAUGUCACAAAGAGGACAGCAAAGUCAACUCUCCAAACAAUCCCAAAAUAAGGGUGGACAUCAGGGUUCUUAUCCAGGGCCGUUCUGGUCUAAUGCUAACAAGUCUUAACAAACUCCAUGGCAUGGAGUCUCCACAGAGUGAUUGUAUAGGCACCUAGGAGUGUGUURCAAGUAGUAUUAAAGAGAAAGGCAACAGAUAUGAUAAUGCUUAUGAUAGUAUACAACAAGCCCUUUCAUGUGUUUUUGUCUUCCUUCCCUUGGGUUUCAAUCAAAAAWAUAUAUUGCUUUAUGAGUUCAGGAUGUAAAUGAUGUCAAAGUGUACAGACUAUGCCUUGUGACAGCAUGUAAAUGUUUUGCUAUUGUAAUUUAAUAUUUCAGUCUUUAGCUUAUAGAAAUCAAGUUUUACACCAUAUCCUUUCAAUAAAUGAAGAAUGAUUUA